Molecule: messenger RNA, 381 nt
Organism: Sclerotinia sclerotiorum 1980 UF-70
Lineage: Eukaryota; Fungi; Ascomycota; Leotiomycetes; Helotiales; Sclerotiniaceae
Exons: 2
Coding region: 1-381 (126 amino acids)
Source: RefSeq, a predicted model, not a curated record
AUGGUUGGGAAUGGGAAUGGGGAUGCUAUGUAUGUAUGUAUAGUUCAGGAGUUGAGGGGGAGGUAUGGAGAGGUGUUGAGAUUACCUGAUAUUUAUGUGGUGAGUUUGAUGGAUAUGACUGUUUUUCAGAGUUGUCAGAUGAGUAUGGUGGAUGUGGUAAGAAGGAGGGGGAGGAGUUUAAGGGUUAUGAAAUGGAGAUGGGAUAUUCAUUCUUCAAGUCUGACUAGGAGGGAUGAAUCGGGGAAGAUAGUUUUGAAGGGUGCUGGGAAAUACCAGGCAUCAUUUGGUGGAGGGAUGAAGCGCUGGCUCUCGCUCACCACUGGCAUGGCUUUAAAUCUCACUCUUUUCCAUGCCAACGUGUCAAAUCCGACUUGUCCAUAG